This is a messenger RNA of Peniophora sp. CBMAI 1063, 1188 nucleotides long. Lineage: Eukaryota; Fungi; Basidiomycota; Agaricomycetes; Russulales; Peniophoraceae. The record is from the annotation of a GenBank genome assembly.
AUGGGCGCUGUCGAUCCCACUUACCCCCUGUUCCCUAUCGCUAGCAUUAUCGCCGCGGCGUUAUUGCUCGUCGUCCUGAUGACCGGGCUCAUCCGGAAGAGCUGGAACCUGGGCGUCUUUUUCCUGAGCUUUUGGCUAUUCCUGAUGAACCUCGCCAACGCCAUAAACACGAUCGUGUGGGCCGACAAUGCAGACCUCAAGCUGUAUGUCUACUGCGACAUAGUAUCGCAUCUCCAGAUCAUCGGCGUUGUGGCCAAGUCGACGACGACAUUCAUCAUUGUCCGGCGGUUAUAUCUCAUCGUUAGCCAUCAAUCCGUCGAGCCAUAUAGUAAGCGGACCCAUCGUUGGAACUUGUUCGUGGAGUGGACACUGGGAGUGAUAUUCCCGCUCAUAGUUGCCGGACCCGUAUACUAUGUCGUUCAGGCCGAACGCUUCAUAGUCAUACAAGGCUUCGGGUGCAGGGACGUCAUCCUUGACUCUGUGCUCACGUUCUUGUUGAUGGAAACCUGGUCGAUCAUCUUUCCCUUGCUCUCCAUCUUCUUCUACUACCCGAAGGUGGUCUAUACCUUCUACCGUCACAACAGAGCCGUCAACGGGUUCUUACGCAGCAACGACUCCGUCUCACGCUCCACCUAUUUCCGCGUGCUCGCCCUCGCCAGCAUCGACAUCCUCAUAACCUUUCCUUUCGGCUUGACCACCUUUAUACUCGGCGUUCUCUCGGCCUUACCCGAUCCACCAUUCUACAUAGGCUGGGACAUCCUGCAUACCGACUGGGCACCGAGCAGCACUGCCUAUUCGGACUGGAUGUGGAGUCCAUGGGCGAGCGCGUCAUUCUACUUCUCCCUAUGGACGACACCUGUCCUGGCAUUCACUAUCUUCGGCCUCUUCGGGUUGUCGGGAGAGGCUCUCGCUUCCUAUCGGCAUGGUCUCCGUACGAUCCUCCGCUACUUUGGCAAGAAGACCUCUGUGCGGACGCGCGAUAGUACGACAAUUUCGGGGAUGGGAACGAUGGAGUUUGGUGAGCGUACUCGAGGGACCGUGACGAUCCGGGGUGCAUUGACCUCGCAAGGCUCUGAUUAUAUCAUUCCGGCUUCUUUCGAGACUGACAAGAGCCCAGAGAAUAGUGGAGGGCCAGAGCACGAGACGUCAGAUGGAGCCGAGGACCGCGAGAAGGCCGUAGCAAUAUGA